Polychytrium aggregatum is the source of this 1023-nucleotide messenger RNA. RefSeq lists its product as uncharacterized. NCBI's taxonomy places the organism in Eukaryota, Fungi, Chytridiomycota, Chytridiomycetes, Polychytriales. The transcript has a single exon. The record is from RefSeq and is a predicted model, not a curated record. The coding region runs from base 90 to 791 and encodes 233 amino acids.
CCACAUCCACAUCCACAUCCACAUCCACAUCCACAUCCACAUCCACAUCCACAUCCACAUCCACAUCCACAUCCACAUCCACAUCCACAAUGUUCCGUCGCUUCAUCGGCCGCCUCGCUCCGCCCGUUAUCCCAGACGACGAUGCCACCCCGACCGAUAGUCCCUCAAGCCAAGCACAGCCCCGCUAUCGUUGUGAGCGCAGGACGAAUCUGGCCUUGGUCCUCGCCCUUCGUCGGCUGCUUGUCGCCCACUUUUGCGACCCUUCGACCCCCGUGCUGCCGGUCGAAGUCCUCCUGACCAUCCUGCAGUAUGCCGAACUCGUUCCCGUUGUCUCUCUCCGCAGCACAUCUCCUGCCGACAAUCUGCGCGAGGCCGAUGAAAUCUGGAUGGCCUACACCAUCCCCAGACUGGCGGGCCUCCGGCAUCUCCGACGGAUCCAGUUCUCGGUCGAGAGCCACGACCAAGGCUGGAGUAACGGAGAGGGCAAGGGCACCUUUCACAACAGCUGGACCUGGGGCGAGCUUCUGGUUCGCCGCCCGGACGGCUCCGUCAACCCGCUGCUCGCUGGCGGCAGCCAAACCUUUGGCACCACCGACCGCAUCCGGCUCUUCUUGAACCUGAGCGCCGUUCUGGACUGGAAAGAAUGGAAUUUUGACUCGGACGAGGCCACUCCUCCGUUCGUGCAUCUGAUCCAGCCGGGAGAUACUCUCGAGGUCCGUCUGCGAUCGGUGUUUCCGGGCUGGGCAAUCUCUGCAAAGGACGGCAACCUGACGCUGCAGUUCGAACCCUGAGGAGACCGAGACCGUCCAUCUUUGGUUCUCGGGUCCUCCUCCGGAAUCGCAUGGGCAUACAGGGAUUUUAUCAUGUCUGUUCUAUUCCGGCGUCGCUCUUCUCGUCAACGACGAUUGCCGCCCUCAUCCCGCCGUUCAUCCCACAUCAGGAGAUACAUCAUUCCCAAAAUGAAAUGGGACUGUUGUAAUUCCCUGAGACUUGAAUACACACACUCGCUCAUCGUUCCCAUGA